Laccaria bicolor S238N-H82 is the source of this 588-nucleotide messenger RNA. RefSeq lists its product as uncharacterized. NCBI's taxonomy places the organism in Eukaryota, Fungi, Basidiomycota, Agaricomycetes, Agaricales, Hydnangiaceae. The coding region runs from base 1 to 588 and encodes 195 amino acids. The transcript is spliced from 2 exons. The record is from RefSeq and is a predicted model, not a curated record.
AUGGGCUUACCAGGCAAUCCCUCUCAGAAUGUCAUGGUGAUGUUCACAGAACUUGACAACCAGAUCAAUGAACUCAAAAGCCAACUGGAACAAGAAAUACAAGAAUUCGGUUCGAAGCUACAAGAAUUCAGGUCGGAGCUACAGGGCCUCAAGGCGGAACGCAUAUUUGAGCAACAUAAUAUCAAGGCGCAACUAGCCACACUUCAACCAAUCACUAGACGAAUCCUGAUUGAUGCUUAUCUCUCUGUGAAAGGCUACCGGCCUUCCUCCGGUACACACAGCGAGUGGAUCAGCUCAAACAUCACUAGGCUCCUCCCUCCUACUGGCACCACUGGACCUGUGUUUGAGCAGAAAUUAGGCUUGUACUGUCAACUUGGAGACACCUGGGCCCACUCAACACAAACCCUUGCCAUUGCACUUGCUCUCGAUGAUCUGGGGCCCCCAGAUGAAGACUUGAACUAUAUGUUUUUAGAAUGCUUUGGUCAUGACAUUGGAGAAGAAUUGGAUGACAAGAUCCCUUCAACUUUGGUUGAGAUCGGAAAAGAUGGCAUAGCUCACCUUCAGAACACACCAUCCCCUGUUCCCUGA